Arachis duranensis is the source of this 885-nucleotide messenger RNA. RefSeq lists its product as uncharacterized. Lineage: Eukaryota; Viridiplantae; Streptophyta; Magnoliopsida; Fabales; Fabaceae. The coding region runs from base 1 to 885 and encodes 294 amino acids. The transcript is spliced from 2 exons. The record is from RefSeq and is a predicted model, not a curated record.
AUGGCUAGAAUGUUUUUGAACCACUCUGCUAGAGGUUCCAUACACAUGAGAAAGACCAUUAAAGAGGCUCGCGAGCUUAUUGAGACAUUUGCCACUAAUCAGCAUCUGUACUCAGCUGCUAAGACUUCUAUGAAAGAAGAGGUUAAGGCCAUAUCUACUGAACAUAACCCUCUAGAGCCAAAUGGGCCAUUGACUCAGCAAUUGCACGCCCUUGUCCAGCAACUACUGGCACUAGAAAUUAAGGAUUUUGGAAGCUUUAUGAUACCGUGCACUCUAGGUGAUGCUUGUACAAGGACAGCUCUAUGUGACCCUGGAGCAAGCAUCAACCUUUUACCUGCUUUAUUAUUAAUAGAGAAGCUUUGCUUAACUAAUAAAGUCAAACCAACCCGCAUAUGCCUUCAACUUGCUGAUGGUUCUAUUAAGAUACCAUCAGGCAUAAUUGAAGACAUGAUUGUUAGGGUUGGACCCUUUGCUUUUCCCAUUGACUUUGUGGUGUUGGAUAUGGAAGGGCACAAGAGUGCAUCCCUUAUCCUAGGGAGACCCUUCCUAGUUAUAGGACGGACCCUCAUUGAUGUUAAAAAAAGGGAAGUAACCUUGAGAGUCAAUGAGGAAAAGUUCAUACUGAAUACUGUCAAGGCUAUGCAGCAUCCAGACACCCUUGAGGAAUGCAUGAACAUUGACCUCAUUGAUUCCCUAGUGGAAGAAGUAAGUAUGGUUGAAAGUCUCAAGGAAGGGUUGAAUGACAUCCUUACAGAUGCCCAGCUUGAUUUAGAGGAACUCCCGAAAUCCCUGAGGAAAAAGAGAAACCUCCAAAGCUUGAGCUUAAGCCAUUACCAUCCUCCUUUAAAUAUGCAUUUCUGGGAGAUGGAGAUACUUAUCCGGUGA